AUGACUGAUUUGAUUGCUGUAAUGGGUACAUUAGUUGAUAGUCAAGGUCAUAUAUUAAUUGAUGGUAUUUAUGAUGAUGUUGCACCACUUUUAGCAGAAGAAGAAGGACUUUAUAAUCAAAUUACAUUUGAUGUGAGUGCGUAUUGUUCUGAAGCAGGUGUUAGAAGAACAAUUCAAACUGAAAAAGAAAAAAUUUUAAUGCAUCGAUGGAGAUAUCCAUCAUUAUCUUUACAUGGAAUUCAAGGUGCAUUCGAUGGUUGUGGUUGUAAAACUGUCAUUCCACGUCAUGUUAUUGGAAAAUUUUCAAUUCGUAUUGUUCCAAAUAUGAAAAUUUCUACUGUAGAAAAAUUAGUUGAAGAUCAUGUUAAAAAAAUUAUGAAAGCACGAAAUACACCAAAUAAAGUUUCUGUUAAAUUAGAACAUGGUGGUAAUUAUUGGAUUGCUGAUCCAAAUAAUCCUCAAUAUGUUGCAGCACGUAAAGCAACAGUUGCUGUUCAUGGUAUUGAACCUGAUUUAACACGUGAAGGUGGUUCAAUUCCUAUAACAUUGACAUUCCAAGAACAAACAGGUAAAAAUGUUUUAUUAUUACCAAUUGGUGCAAGUGAUGAUGGUGCACAUUCACAAAAUGAAAAAUUCGAUGUAAGCAAUUAUAUGAAUGGCAUGAAAGUGAUGAGUGUCUAUUUUCAAGAAGUGGCUAAAUUAUAA
Rotaria sp. Silwood2 is the source of this 705-nucleotide messenger RNA. The record is from the annotation of a GenBank genome assembly. NCBI's taxonomy places the organism in Eukaryota, Metazoa, Rotifera, Eurotatoria, Philodinida, Philodinidae.